This is a messenger RNA of Octopus sinensis (East Asian common octopus), 1637 nucleotides long. RefSeq names its product co-chaperone protein daf-41. The transcript is spliced from 8 exons. Gene Ontology annotation, cellular component: nucleus; cytosol. NCBI's taxonomy places the organism in Eukaryota, Metazoa, Mollusca, Cephalopoda, Octopoda, Octopodidae. The coding region runs from base 84 to 554 and encodes 156 amino acids. Gene Ontology annotation, biological process: protein folding; chaperone-mediated protein complex assembly. The record is from RefSeq and is a predicted model, not a curated record. Gene Ontology annotation, molecular function: protein-folding chaperone binding; Hsp90 protein binding.
AAUUACCAAGCAGGAAGUUGAAGUGUAUAAGCACGUGCAGCAGUGACUAUUCCGCACAUGGUAUCACAUUAGUUAAGAGAAAAAUGGCGAAUACAGAAGGUGCCUCUCGUUCUAAUGUGUCAUGGGCUCAACGAAAAGACAAACUGUUGAUCACAAUACAUGUUGCAGAUUGUGUUGAUCCUAAAAUUCGUAUUGCCGAAGGAAACAUCUUGAAAUUUGAAGGAGAAGGGGGACCACAAAAACAGAGUUUUAAAACUGAACUCAAGUUUUAUAAAGCAGUUAAAGAUGAGUUCAAACAAACUAUUGGGGGAAGAGAGUUAAAUUUAGUAAUAAAAAAGGUGGAAGAAAAUUGGUGGCCUAGACUGCUACUGGAAGAAAAAAAGCAACAUCACUUGAAAACAGAUUUUACCAGAUGGAAGGACGAAGAUGAUUCUGACACAGAUGAACCUGAUGAUUUCAACUUGAAAGAUAUGAUGAAUAAAAUGGGAGGUGUCGAGGAUGGUGAAGAAAGUGAGGAAAAUAGUGAUGAUGAUUGUCUUCCUGACUUAGAAUAAAACUGGCACACUUGCUUGCUGCAGAGCUAACCAGGGGGGAUAUAUUAUCAUUCUUUCACAGCUACAGCAGUUUUGGCCCCAAAUCCUCAAGAGCUGUUGUAAACUAUCUGCCUGUCAAUGCUGCAUCACUUCAUCAAGAUGUACUCUGGAUAUCUCCCUCCCAUUUCACUGACACCUCUGUUUCUCUCUCAUUGUUAUUGUAGCUCUGUUAUUCACCUGUCUUAUGUUUUCCCCCCAACAAAACUCUCCCUUACUACUGUUGUAUUAGAAAUCCUUACCAAUAAUGUGUUAUGAUUUUUUUUUUAAUUAUUUAGCCUCUUUAUUUCAAUUGUUCCUUCUCACCUGAUUAUUGUAUCCUGCCAUCCAAAUGUGUCUGUUAGCCUGACACUUUUGUAGCCCUUUCUUGUGGAGGAGAUGUAGGAAGAGUAGCUCUUGAGGCAGACGUUUGAUCUGUUUGCUGCUGUUUAAUCAUUCAUUGAUCCCCCUCUCCCACUUGUUUUUGUUUCCAAUCAAUUUCAGUUCAUGUUCCCUCUCCCACCACCACCUCCACUGAUAGGCUCCAAGAACAAAUUAGAAUGUUUGGAAGCAAUGACGUUAUGAAUGGCGGCACUGUCUGCAAUAACCAAUGUGUGCAUGUGGGUAUGGUUGUACGUGUGUGCAUGUUCCACUGUUCUUUUCUCUGACAUGUGUAUUUUAGUUGGGUGUCAAUCUCCUGUCUAGGAAUCACCUGGAAAGAACCAGUCAGUAUGCUACAACAGUCCUCUCUCCUUCCAUCUACUUCAAAAAAUAAAUAAAAUAGAAAAUGGAUCAAAGAAAGAAAGAAACCAAACAUAUUGGUGGUGGGUUUUGCCCUUUUUCACUAAAUCCAUCAGAGGGUCUUAUGUAAGGUGCUGUACCAGAGUGUGUCAAGUUAGCUGUCAAGGUUGGCAGGAGGGUAGACAAACUCUAUCAUAACUAUGUUAUUCCACCUGUUGCUAGUUUUUGCCAUGUUCUUCAAUUUGAAACUCUCUCUCUCUCUCUCUCUCUCUCUCUCUCUCUUAGGUCAUUUGUUCAGUUCUAAUAAAAUUCGAGAGCCAUGCUUCA